CUUGUUUUUUCCUCAUUCACUUUUAUUUUCUUUUAUCUUGUUUUCUAAUCUGUUACCAUGGAUACAAAACAGUGGGUGGUAAAUCACCAAACUGAUUCAAGUGGUCAACCAUGGUCUGGCAUGUGUAGAAACCCAGAAGGCUUUGGCCCAUUUUCUGUAUAUCGAGUACCAGAUUUCACACCCUGUUUUGAAGACACUGUGAUUACAUUUAUUCCUUAUGUCUUUGUUAUAUUUACUGGCAUGAUCAGACUUUGGAUUCUAUCCAAAAGAGAGCCUUUAUCAUCAGAUAUGACUCGCAAUUGGCUUUACUUUGCAAAGAUGACGACGUUAUUAUUGCUUUUGUUUACUGCUAUCUCAGCCUUCACUCUUUCUAUUUUGGAUGUUGGAAUUGAAUGGAUUAAUGAUGCUCAGAUUUUGUCACAGGCUUUAACGAUUUUAGUCUUGAUAUUCGUAACUGGAUUGCAUCAUAUUGAAUACACACGUAACCGUGUCUCAUCUGCGACCCUAUUAUUUUUCUGGUUAUUUGUUUUAGCAGCCGAUGGCGUCAAAUUGCGUACUCGUAUCAUGAAUCAUGAUUAUGACACCAAUGCUAUUCAAUUCGCCUUAUUCUCUUUAAGCUAUGCUUUAUCAUUGGUCAUUUUUGCUUUAGAAAACAAAGAUAGGCCUAAGAGCCAAUAUAUCAUGUUGGAGGAAGAUGAGCACGAUUCCCCCGAAGAAAAAACAAAUAUCUUUGGUAGACUUACAUUCAGUUGGAUGACACCUCUGAUGAGAUUAGGUUACCAAAAACCUUUAGCCAUGGAUGAUUUAUGGAAUCUUAAAUCAGACGACCAGUCAGCCAUUGUUGGUGCUAAGUUCCAAGAGAAUUGGAGAAAGGAAAUGAGUAAAGCAAAACCUUCUCUUUUACGUGCUCUUGUAAAAACCUUGGGUGGACCCUUCUUCUUGGCAGCUCUUUUCAAAGCUCUCCAAGAUAUUUUACAAUUCACCCAACCUUUGCUUUUGAAAAUUUUGAUGAAAUGGGUAACGAGUUACAACUCCGAUGAACCUCAACCUGCAUACCGAGGUGUCUUUAUAGCGGUUGCCAUGUUCUUUACAGCUAUCUGUCAAACAAUGUUCCUUCACCAAUAUUUCCAACGCUGCUUUAUGACCGGUAUGCGUCUUCGUGCUGCUCUCGUUACGUCCAUUUAUCAAAAAACUUUGGUGUUGAGUAACGCUAGUCGUCAAAAGUCAACAGUAGGAGAGAUUGUUAAUCACAUGAGUGUAGAUGCUCAAAGAUUAAUGGAUUUGUGCACAUAUUUCCAUAUCGUUUGGAGUGGACCUUUGCAAAUUAUCCUUGCCUUAUUUUUCUUGUACAAUACUAUGGGGCCCAGUAUUGGCGCCGGUGUUGGAAUCCUUAUUCUUGCUAUUCCCUUGAAUACUUAUAUUGCCCGUAAAAUGCGUGGAUACCAAAAAACACAGAUGGGUAAUAAGGAUUCAAGAGUCAAGUUGAUGAAUGAAAUUUUAAACGGUAUUCGCGUCAUCAAAUUGUAUGCUUGGGAAUCACCUUUCUUGGAAAAGAUCAGUUAUAUUCGUAACGAACUAGAAUUAGCUACCUUGAAAAAGAUCGGUGUUCUUUCUGCUGUUCAAAACUUUACUUGGACCUCUAUCCCUUUCUUGGUCUCUCUCACUACAUUUGCUGUCUAUGUGACUAUUUCUGACCACCCCUUGACAAGUGAUAUUGCAUUUGUAGCCAUCGCUCUCUUCGGUCUGUUGCAAUUCCCCCUUACUGUCUUCCCUAACGUGAUAACAUCUACUAUUGAAGCUUCUGUCUCUCUUUAUCGAAUCGAAAACUACCUUUCUUCUGAAGAGAUUGAUGUUAACUCUGUCACGCGCUCGGACUACCGUAAUGAUCCUACUUUCACCGAAGAAACCCCGCUUGUUGAAGUGAACAAUGCUAAAGUUAAGUGGUCUCUUGAGGAUCCCAAGCCUGUUUUGAGUAACAUCAACCUCAAGGUUAAGAAGGGUGAAGUAACCGCUAUUGUAGGUCGUGUGGGCUCAGGUAAGUCUUCCUUGAUCAGUGCUUUAUUAGGUGAUACCGUCAAGUUAGAAGGUGAUGUUAUACUCCGUGGUUCUGUCGCCUAUGUACCUCAACAACCCUGGGUCAUGAAUGCUUCUUUGCGUGACAAUAUCGUUUUUGGCCAUCGUUGGGACCCUCAUUUUUAUGAUCGUGUUUUGGAGGCCUGUUCUUUGAAGAGUGAUAUUGCUAUAUUGAAUGGUGGUGACCAAACUGAAAUCGGUGAACGCGGUAUUAACUUGUCUGGUGGUCAAAAAGCCCGUGUAUCUCUUGCCAGAGCUAUUUACGCUCGUGCUGAUAUUUAUUUAUUGGAUGAUCCCCUUAGUGCUGUUGAUGCUCAUGUCGGUCGUCACAUUUUUGAUAAUGUAAUUGGCCCUGAAGGUAUCUUAAAAAACAAGGCUCGUGUUCUUGUCACCCAUGGUAUUUCUUAUUUGCCCCGUAUCAAUCACGUUGUUAUGUUGCGUGAUGGCGAGAUUGCUUUAAGCGGUACUUACAGUGACCUCAUGAGUCAAAAAUCCGAACUUUAUGCUUUGAUCAACGAUUUCGGUAACCAAAGCAACAACAAGGCUCCUUCUGAGGAUGAAAUUACAGUAGACGAUGAGGAUGUACUUCAAUCAGAUACCGCGUCUAUUGAACUUGUUCCUCGUGAGGAAGAUGCUACCUUGCAUCGUCGUCGUCAACGUAUGAACAGCGAUGCUUCUAUAAUGAGUGCCAAGACUCUUCGUCGUGCUUCUCUUGUAUCUCUUAACAAAAAGGGAAAGGCACAAAAUGGCGGUAAUGACCGUUUGAUUACUGUUGAAGAAAGUGCGAAGGGUAGCGUAACUUGGGAUGUGUAUAAAGAAUAUGCCAAAUCUUGUUCGUUCUAUGGUGUUAUCGUCGUGCUUUUAUUAUUGGUUCUUGCUCAAUUGGCUUCUGUCGGUACUAACUUGUGGUUAAAAUACUGGUCUUCUCACAACCAAAAUGAAGGCACGAACGAUGGUAUCUGGUUCUAUCUUAGUAUCUAUGCUCUUAUUGGCUGGUCUUCGACCUUGUUUGCAAUGGUCCAAACCCUUGUUCUAUGGGUAUUCUGUGCUAUUCGUUCCGCCCGUGUCUUACAUUCUGAAAUGCUGGAGACUAUCAUGCGUUCUCCCAUGUCAUUCUUUGAUACUACUCCCUUGGGCAGAAUUUUAAAUCGUUUUAGUAAAGAUCAGCAUACUGUCGAUGAAGUUUUACCCAGAACUUUCAAUGGAUACUUCCGUGUACUUUUUUCUGUCAUUUCUACAAUUGCCAUUAUUGCGUUCUCGACUCCUCUCUUUAUGAUUUUGGUAAUUCCUCUUGGUUGCAUUUAUAUUUAUGUUCAGCGUUACUACCUUACCACAUCUCGUGAAUUGAAACGUUUAGAUUCAGUUGGUAAGAGUCCCAUUUAUUCUCAUUUCCAGGAAACUAUCUCCGGCGUCUCUACAAUUCGUGCCUAUGAACAACAAAAUCGCUUCAUGUUUGAAAAUGAAGGUAAAUUAGAUGAUAACCAAAGGGCAUAUUUCCCUUCUAUCUCCUGUAACCGUUGGCUCGCUGUUCGUCUCGAGUUUUUGGGUUCCAUCAUUAUCUUAGCCGCUGCAUUAUUUGCUGUACUUGGUGUUGUGUAUGGUUCCUCUAGAAUCGAUGCUGGUUUGGUCGGUCUUUCUGUUUCUUAUGCAUUGAAUGUAACUCAAGCUUUAAAUUGGGUCAUUCGUUCUUACUGUGAAAUUGAAACGAAUGUUGUUUCUGUUGAACGUAUCAAGGAAUAUAUUGAUUUACCUACCGAGAAAUACAACGCUGUUCGUGGCGUGAGUCCAAUGUGGCCUGAAAAGGGUCUGAUUGAAUUCCGUGAUUACGCAACACGUUACCGUCCUGGAUUGGAUCUUGCGUUACGUGAUUUGUCAUUCACCGUUGCACCAAAAGAGAAAAUUGGUAUCAUUGGUCGUACUGGUGCCGGCAAAAGUUCAUUGAGUUUAAGUUUGUUCCGUAUCGUUGAAGCAGCCAAGGGAUCUAUCUUUAUUGACGGUGUUGAUAUUUCCAGUCUUCGUUUGUUUGAUCUUCGGUCCCGACUCACUAUUAUUCCUCAAGACCCAGUGUUGUUUGCUGGUACUGUAAGAGAUAAUUUAGAUCCUUUUGGUACCCAUGAUGACGCCGAACUCUGGCAAGCAUUACAUCAUUCUCACCUUGGAGAAUACAUCACCAAGUUAGACAACAAACUGAACGCAAUUGUUCUUGAAGGUGGUGAGAAUUUCUCUGUUGGACAACGUCAAUUAAUAUGUUUAGCCCGUGCUCUUCUCCGUAAAACAACAAUUCUUGUUCUCGAUGAAGCUACUGCUGCUAUUGAUGUAGAGACGGAUUCUAUCAUUCAAGAGACUAUUCGUAGUCAAUUUGCCCACUGCACAAUCUUAACCAUUGCUCAUAGAAUCAAUACUGUUUUGGACUCUGAUAGAAUUCUCGUCUUAGACAAAGGUUCUAUUGCUGAAUUUGAAUCGCCUACUAAACUAUUAGAAGACAAGCAAUCUAUCUUCUAUUCUAUGGCGAAAGAAGCUGGUCUUACUGAGUAGAUGUUUCUUUCUUAUAUUAAGAGAGGGAAUUUUGUAUAUCUAUUUUGGACUCUUUAUAUUUAUCAUCUCAGUUUUUUUUUUUUUUUUAUUGAUAU
Mucor mucedo is the source of this 4703-nucleotide messenger RNA. RefSeq names its product multi drug resistance-associated protein MRP. The coding region runs from base 58 to 4608 and encodes 1516 amino acids. NCBI's taxonomy places the organism in Eukaryota, Fungi, Mucoromycota, Mucoromycetes, Mucorales, Mucoraceae. The record is from RefSeq and is a predicted model, not a curated record. Gene Ontology annotation, molecular function: ATP binding; ATP hydrolysis activity; ABC-type transporter activity. Gene Ontology annotation, biological process: transmembrane transport. Gene Ontology annotation, cellular component: membrane. The transcript is spliced from 11 exons.